CGUAGGAUGUUUAUCUUGAAUGUUAGAAAAUAAUUACUAAAAUGUAUCAUUUGAUCUGUAGGUUUAUUUUGUAGUCAAUCUCUGAGCAGUUCUUCUCUCGACCUAUCAGGUGAAACGCCCCCAUCUAAUGUACAGUUUGAGGUUAGAGACAGAGAUGCAGAUUGACAAAGGAGAUUACGAUCAUGACGUAUACGGACCACCUGUCGUUGAUGGUUUCCCUUGUCUGCCUUAGUUCUACAGUAUACAGGAAGCCGAAAUGCAAGGUGGGUGUUUUGCACUUGCCGUUUGUUUUGCCAUUUUUCCUGACAACGAAGGUCAUUACAGUGGUGACAAAUAUGACCUGACUGAUUACAAUGGCCUCUUCUUUUCCAACGAUGAAAUAAAAGGGCUGAAGGAGGACAUGGGGUCCCUGUUGUUAGCAACCAUCAAGGAUAAAGACCGUUCCUUCCGCUUCACUCCUGGAAAAUGGAAGAGAAGGCUACCCAAGAGCAGAAAGGAGAAGGUGGAAGAGGAAUGUCCCGAACGAUCAAAAAGGCGUACGUGUCCGUCUUGUUGUCAAACACAAUGGGUGGCAGACCGCGUAUGGAAAGUGAUGUACAACAACACUGAAUACAACGUUGUGCAAAAACAUAACAAGUACCAGGUCAUCUUCCAAGGCGUCUGUUCCUGCAGCAAUUGUGGGCCUGUGAUAACGUGUGGUGAAGAGGAUUUGUUCUUCACGCCGAUCUUGGUGGAAGACAGCGAACGUCCAAAGAACGAUUCUCGCCCCGCCACCCACUUCCUUCCCCUGCGAAUAUCCCGCUUCUGUCAGUGUUCCAAAGGGUCGUGGAUCGUGUAAACGUCGAUAUCCUCAGAAAAGUUGAUGUUGUAAGAUUGUUUUCCUAUAAGAACGAAAUAAUGUGAAAGUUGGUUUAAAGAACAUUGUGUUUUGUUGUUUUGGGCACACCAUUGUAGGAUUUGUUGUAAGUACUAGAUUUACUAAAAUGACUAAACCUAUUCUUCUUUCUCUUGUGCUGAUCAAUUGUACGAGACUUGAUAAAAUGACUAAACCUUUUCUUCUUCUCUUGUGCUGAUUAAUUGUACUAGAUUUGUUAAGAUGACUUAACCUAUUCUUCUUUCUCUCGUCCUGAUCAAUACUCUGUAGUGGCAUAUUAUUAUGUAAAGUGUUCUUUGAUAAAAAGCUUAUU
Molecule: messenger RNA, 1187 nt
Organism: Mizuhopecten yessoensis (Yesso scallop)
Lineage: Eukaryota; Metazoa; Mollusca; Bivalvia; Pectinida; Pectinidae
Exons: 5
Coding region: 257-838 (193 amino acids)
Source: RefSeq, a predicted model, not a curated record